AUGUCGUUCGCUCCAGACGGCCGCCUCCUCUCGCCUGGCGAGGUCUAUGAAGCCCCCAGCCUCACCAAAGAGGAAGAGGAGUGGCGCGAGGACCUCAACGUGACUAUGAUGUGCCCGGAUUGCCGCGAGAUGCCUCCAAACCUCGUCGAAGAGUUCAGCUCCGGCGACACGGUCUGUGGCAGCUGUGGUCGAGUCCUGGGAGAGCGCGCCAUAGACACCAGGAGUGAAUGGAGACAUGAGAACAUCGUUGACAACAGUACAGAUGGUUCCCAACUCUCGACCGAGAUCGGUUUCGGAGACGGAGGACUUCGUGUACGAGAGCUGUCGCGAGCGCAUAACAAGUCCAACCACGACAAGGCGAACAAGAGCUUGCAAGCUGCAUACAGCCAGAUUGCGACGCUGUGCGACUCGCAGAAUAUCUCGAAACCCACCGCAGAGACGGCAAAACUACUGUUCCGAGUCACGGACGACGCGAAGCUCUUCAAAGGCAAAUCGCAGGAUGCCAUUAUCGCUGGCUGUAUCUUCAUUGCCUGCCGCAACCACGGCCAACAACGAAGCUUCAGAGAGAUUUUCAAGAUGACCAACGUCAGCAAGAAAGAGGUUGGCAGGACUUUCAAGGCUCUCGAGGCAUUCUUGCAGAAGAACCAGAAAGUUGGCACUGCAUCGAGUAAUCUUCUGCACGAUACGACCAACUUCCAGACCGGUGUCACAACAAGUGCCGAGAACCUCAUGCCCCGUGCCUGCAACAAGUUGGGCCUCGAGACUUACAUACAGCUGGUCGCGGAGGAAUGCGCCCGAACGGUCACAGAACAUGGCAUCGCUGCAGGCCGAUCUCCUCUUUCCAUUGCUGGGGCUGUGCUCUAUCUUGUCUCGCAUCUGAUGGGAACGCCAAAGACGCCCAAGGAAAUCGGGCUGGCAGUCGAAGUCAGUGAUGGUACCAUCCGAACCGCGUACAAAUUGAUGCAUGCUCAAGCAAACAAGAUUAUCAAGGAGGACUGGAUUCGACGUGGAGGCGACCGUUCCAAGCUGCCCGCGGCAUAG
Molecule: messenger RNA, 1041 nt
Organism: Parastagonospora nodorum SN15
Lineage: Eukaryota; Fungi; Ascomycota; Dothideomycetes; Pleosporales; Phaeosphaeriaceae
Exons: 5
Coding region: 1-1041 (346 amino acids)
Biological process (GO): transcription initiation at RNA polymerase II promoter; transcription preinitiation complex assembly
Cellular component (GO): nucleus; transcription preinitiation complex
Molecular function (GO): RNA polymerase II general transcription initiation factor activity; TBP-class protein binding
Source: RefSeq, a predicted model, not a curated record